Aspergillus melleus is the source of this 924-nucleotide messenger RNA. RefSeq lists its product as uncharacterized. The transcript has a single exon. NCBI's taxonomy places the organism in Eukaryota, Fungi, Ascomycota, Eurotiomycetes, Eurotiales, Aspergillaceae. The record is from RefSeq and is a predicted model, not a curated record. Bases 1 to 924 code for a protein of 307 amino acids.
AUGACCCAGCCUUUCCCCAAGUUCUACAUUAUCCGCCCGGAUGGCUCUCUUACUCCUCUGAUACCUGUCGACGAACUCCCUAAAUGGGUAUCCUUUGCCAACUGGGACCCGGAAGACAUCUCUAUGUAUUCCUACAUGUACGCAGCCAGUCUGACCAGCUUCCCUCGGGAAGGCGAGUACGACCUCGUUUGCCACAACUGUUUCGCACAAGUCGACGGACACCAUCGCAGCGUUUCAGAACAGAGUGACCUCGGCAUCUCGAUGCCCCUCCCCGCUCUCACUUACGGAGAUGCCAUCAGCAUGUCGGGUUCGGCCCUGGGCCCGGCUCCCUCGCAGAUCACCAAGGUGCCUCUCUUGUCGACGAUUUCGAAGCGGCCACCAUUCCACGCGAACCUGUACAGCCCCUUCGUAGGUAUGUGCCUUGUCAGCUUUCCUCGUUUGCGAUGGCCUUUCCGGCUCGGGUCGACAGCUCAGGAUCAGGAGCAGAAUCAAGACCAGGAUCAGAAUCAAGACCAGAAUCAGAAUCAAAACCAGGAUCAGAAUCAGGAUCGAGAUCAUACCGAUGAGGGGCAAGGAAACGAAGAACGGCAUGGAAGAAGACGUCUUCCCAGUACUUCAUCAUCAGAGGCCGAAGUUGAAUCAGAUAUCGAAGAGGCAAUACUGACACCUUUGUUGGAAGGAUUGAACAGAUUAAGACAGGAUGCACGAGAUGCAUCAUUUGAUGACCUUGAACUUGGAUAUGGAACUUUCCCUCGCGAUUCGCCUUAUCUCGAAGGUGCAAGUGAGCCUUCUAAGCCUGUGCAGUCGGAUGAGGGCUCGGCCGCAAGGAACGUGGCUCCCAAGAGGUCGAUCAUCGUCCACACAGUUUCGAGCUCGCGGCGGGGGACUAAGAGAGUGCGAUUCGAUCCACUUAAGUGCGACUAA